AUGACAGCUCCACCAUUGGAUCAAUUUCAUGAUCCAUUUGAUGAACGAUAUGAUCAAGUGGCUGUUGAUCCACCAUAUUUGGCCCCAGAUUUGCCGACACCGAGUCAAAAUCAGUCAAUGAAUGCUCAGCAAAGGAUCGAAGAGCUUGAAAUGGUAACAUUUGCUGCCCUGCAAGCGCAAGCUGAUAUGGAGUACUGCCUUGAAGUGGAAGAACGAAGAAGGAGAAGACUCGAAGAACCAAAGAAUCCGACUGUCUUCAUGCAGCCAGUGAUCAUCGAUCGAGUUGUGCGAACGCCCGUUGUCGUUGAAAGCAGCUUCAUGUCGAGCGUUUGGUUCCUCAAGGCUGGCCUUUGUUUAGGCAUUCUGAUUCUCUUGGGUAUUUGUCUUAUCAUUGUGUUGUACUCACUCAUCAAUAGAAAU
Messenger RNA from Mesorhabditis belari, 420 nucleotides. The record is from the annotation of a GenBank genome assembly. NCBI's taxonomy places the organism in Eukaryota, Metazoa, Nematoda, Chromadorea, Rhabditida, Rhabditidae.